Molecule: messenger RNA, 156 nt
Organism: Acaulospora morrowiae
Lineage: Eukaryota; Fungi; Glomeromycota; Glomeromycetes; Diversisporales; Acaulosporaceae
Source: the annotation of a GenBank genome assembly
AUAGAUCACAAAGCUCAAAGGAAGCUCACAAUGUUAUCGCCUAACGAUAAAUCACAUAGAGCACUAAACGACAAGGAGAAAAAGGAUUAUAACGUAACAUUUGAUCUGGCAAACGUAAAUGCCAUGAUUGGAUACAUAGGCAUGCGCAUGUGCUGA